Daucus carota subsp. sativus is the source of this 1196-nucleotide messenger RNA. RefSeq names its product rhomboid-like protein 11, chloroplastic. The coding region runs from base 115 to 1020 and encodes 301 amino acids. The transcript has 7 exons. The record is from RefSeq and is a predicted model, not a curated record. NCBI's taxonomy places the organism in Eukaryota, Viridiplantae, Streptophyta, Magnoliopsida, Apiales, Apiaceae. Gene Ontology annotation, molecular function: serine-type endopeptidase activity. Gene Ontology annotation, cellular component: membrane.
CAGCACAGGACACAGGAGUAUUAUCCAAGACCCAAAUUGCCGUUGAACAGACAUUCAUUCCUCCGGAGCCAACCGGAGUAGACUUCAAAUCCCAUCCUCUCAUUCCUGUUUAGCAUGGCACACUAUCUUGCUUUACACCGCCGCCUCCACACGCGUAAACCUACCUUCAUCUCCCAAUUCAAUUCCAUUCCACCCCCACUUCCACUACAACUCUCUUUUCGAUUCCAUUCCUUUUCUCGUAAACCACCACCACAGUCACCAGUACCACUAUCACUAUCUACACCCAACAACACUCACUUUCACAUUCACCCCAGAUCAUCACGCUUCCCAUGUCAAAUCAAACCUUCUGACUCAGAUAUGAUAUCACAGCUGGAAUUGGGGAAGCCUAAACAAAGGAGGCCAGUCAAGCAAGUUAAUGGAAUAUUCUGGAUUCUACUUCUUAACAUUGGAUUAUUUGUGGCAGAUCACUUGUUACAGGUCCAAGGUGUUAAAGCCUUAUAUUUAUACCACAAUUGGCCUACUUGGUACCAGUUUGUAACUGCAACAUUUUGUCAUGCUAAUUGGAACCAUCUUUCUAGCAACCUAUUCUUUUUGUAUAUAUUCGGAAAGCUUGUUGAAGAGGAGGAAGGAAAUUUUGCUUUGUGGCUGUCUUAUAUCCUUACAGGAGCUGGUGCAAACCUCGUCUCCUGGUUGAUUCUUCCAAGAAAUGCAGUUUCUGUCGGAGCUUCCGGGGCUGUAUUUGGCCUAUUUGCUAUUAGUGUCCUUGUGAAGAUGUCUUGGGACUGGAGGAAAAUACUUGAAGUUCUUAUACUGGGUCAGUUUGUAAUAGAGAGGGUGAUGGAAGCGGCCCAAGCUUCAACAAGCAUGUCAGGUAGUUUCCGUGGCAGCUCAGCUUUCCAGAAUGUCAAUCACAUAGCACAUCUCUCUGGUGCUCUUAUCGGUGUGGCAUUGGUAUGGCUUAUAAGCAGAUUUCCUGCGGAUCCACCUGAUCCAACCUCGAAGACAAAACACCUGCAGUGAUGAAGUGCAUAAUUAAUUAUUACAUGAAUAUUAAAUGAAAACAUUGAUUACAGGAGUGAAAGUAGUGUUAUUACACUAUCAAGCAUUCAUUUGCCUUUCACACAAAAGAAGCGGGUUAUUUGUGUGUUUUAAAAAUUACAGAUAAAUAUUGGAAUGUAAUUACUUUUAGAUUGUGA